Molecule: messenger RNA, 810 nt
Organism: Rhinichthys klamathensis goyatoka
Lineage: Eukaryota; Metazoa; Chordata; Actinopteri; Cypriniformes; Leuciscidae
Gene: hopx
Product: HOP homeobox
Exons: 2
Coding region: 242-475 (77 amino acids)
Biological process (GO): regulation of transcription by RNA polymerase II; cell differentiation
Cellular component (GO): nucleus
Molecular function (GO): DNA binding
Source: RefSeq, a predicted model, not a curated record
CAGUAACUUACCGAUGCUGUCACUGAAAAGAGGCGUUUCGCGCGCGUCAGCGGACUGAAGUUUCUCUGUGUGUGUGUGUGUGUGUGUGUGUGUGGAUCAUCUCACACUGACUGUGUGCUUUCCCUAUCCCACAGCAGUUCCUCCUGGAGCCUGGCGUUUGUUUCCAGCACUUUGGAGUGUAUUUGCAUCGGUCGAGCUGUGAUCUGUGAGUCCAGUGCAUCGGUCAGGUCGGAGCUGAAACAUGAGCGCGAGUGGAAACGCGAUGUUCGAGAUGCGUUUAGCGGACGACCAGAUUAAAGUUCUGGAGGAGAAUUUCACGAAGGUCAGCAAACAUCCCGAUGAAACCACGCUGAUGCUGAUCGCGGCGGAGUGCGGGCUGAGCGAGGAGGAGACCGCGAAAUGGUUCAGGAUGCGAAACGCUCAGUGGAGGAAAGCAGAAGGCCUUCCCGCUGAACUGGGAUCAGUGAAGGACUGAGGGAAGAUCUUCAUGUUUUCUUGCUCUUUUUCUCUCUUUGCUCCUGUCAUUGUUCAUUAGACCUGAAGUUGGAUGUUUUUUUGUUUUUUUUAAAUCUAAGUUGUAAUCUUUUGCUCAAAGCAUAUGCCAUGUAUUUUUAUUGCUAUUAUAACUAUCAAAUGUACGUAAAUAAACUAAUGUAAGCAUCUGUAUAUAAAGAAUAACACUGUGUUUUCAGGGUUUUAUUUUAUGUGUCGAAUGAUUAUUGUAGAGCUUGUUUGCAGAGAAAGUGUGACAGAUCUCUUUAAUAUCUCAAUUGUUUGUCCUGAAAUGAUAUUAAAUGGAGAGCAAAUGGC